Messenger RNA from Prunus armeniaca (apricot), 1614 nucleotides. The record is from the annotation of a GenBank genome assembly. NCBI's taxonomy places the organism in Eukaryota, Viridiplantae, Streptophyta, Magnoliopsida, Rosales, Rosaceae.
AUGGCGGGGAAUGAGGGUGUUUAUGAGUUUGCAAAGAACUUGGCUCACGAGCAUGCGCAGGUGAUACCAGUCUCGGUCUUUGUGGCGGUUCUCUGUCUUUGUUUGGUCGCCGGCCAUUUGCUUGAAGAAAAUCGAUGGGUCAACGAAUCCAUUACUGCCAUUUGCAUCGGAUGCAUAGCUGGAACAAUAAUCUUGCUUGUGAGCAAGGGCAAAAGUUCCCACAUUCUGAGAUUUAAUGAAGAGUUGUUCUUUAUAUAUCUCUUGCCACCUAUAAUAUUCAAUGCUGGAUUUCAGGUCAAGAAGAAACAGUUUUUUCGGAACUUCUUAACCAUCUUAAUGUUUGGCGUGAUUGGUGUUUUCAUUUCAACCUCCAUCAUAGCAGUUGGCUCCUGGUUGCUGUUUCCUAAGUUGGGCUUUGUUGGCCUGAAUGCACGAGACUAUCUCGCUGUAGGAACAAUUUUUUCAUCAACUGAUACAGUGUGUACACUGCAGGUUCUUCAUCAAGAUGAAACUCCUUUACUAUACAGCCUAGUCUUUGGGGAAGGAGUGGUGAAUGAUGCAACAUCAGUUGUCCUGUUCAAUGCAAUUCAAAGAUUGAUGUUACUAGGCUUAGUGGCGCGAGUGGACUGCGUGUUGUUGGAGAUUUUCUGUACCUAUUCUUCACAAGCACUGCCCUUGGAAUUGCACAUUUGUGAUAAAGUUUGUUUCUUGUUUUAUUUUCAGUUUGGACUUUUGGCAGCAUAUGCCCUUAAAACCUUAUGCUUUGGAAGGCAUUCGAGCAUCCGUGAGAUUUCCUUAAUGGUUCUACUGGCUUAUCUGUCUUACAUGGUGGCUGAGCUGUCAGACCUGAGUGGAAUUCUCACCAUUUUCUUUUGCGGGAUUCUCAUGUCACAUUAUGCAUGGCAUAAUGUCACUGAAAGUUCAAGAAUCACAACCAGGAAUGUAUUUGCAAUGAUGUCAUUCAUAGCAGAAACAUUCAUAUUUCUUUAUGUGGGAAUGGAUGCUCUUGACAUUGAGAAGUGGAAGAUAACUACAUUAAGCGUUGGGGAUUCACUGGGCAUCUAUAGUACAAUACUUGUAUUAAUAUUGCUCGGACGUGCUGCAUUUGUAUUCCCUCUCUUAGCAAUCUCCAAUUACAUGAAUAGACGAGCUACGGGAUCAUCUUCACUUUCAUUCAAACACCAGGUAAUCAUAUGGUGGGCUGGGCUAAUCAGAGGAGCUGUCUCUAUUGCUUUGGCUUUUAAACAGUUCACACAUUCUGGUGUCACAUGGGAUCCAGUCAAUGCUACGAUGAUUACUAACACCAUAAUCGUUGUCCUCUUCAGUACACUGGUGUUUGGCUUUCUGACAAAGCCGCUUAUAAAUUAUCUGCUUCCUCACGCUGGAACUAGCGCCCUUAACCAUAAAGAAUCAAAGGACAUAUCAGAGGACAUGAACCUGCCUUUGCUCUCCUUCGACGAAUCUGCUGAGACCAAUAUCAGUCGUGCAAAGGAUAAUUUGUCCAUGUUGAUGGAGAGACCUGUACACACCAUACAUUUUUACUGGAGGAGAUUUGAUGAUGCCUACAUGAGACCAAUAUUUGGAGGGCCACUUGCCAAUCAGUCUGCUGCUUGA